AUGGCUUCGGACUCAUCAACACCCUUCUCUCGCCUCGUGCGGUUCGUCCCGCGAUCCGAACCGAGCAAAAUCCUCAUCGGCGAGCCCGAGUCGGAUUCGGUCGACGUCGGCAUCGCGGUGCGCAACGGCGAGGAGGUCAAGGUCGCGGUGUGGUCCGGGUCCAGCGUGCUCAAGCCGGGCUCCAAGACGGAUCAGCGGGCCGUCAUCGACCGCGUCCUCUCGCCCGUCUCUGCCGAGGAGGUCGGGACCAUCCGAUGCAUCGGUCUGAACUACGUCCAGCACGCGAAAGAGGUGGGCGUCGCCCUGCCCGACGUGCCCACCGUCUUCCUGAAGCCGAGCACCGCGCUGGGCGACCCGUGGCCGGCGCCCACCGUCCUCCCGCUCCUCACGCAGGCCGACGACUGCGGCGACUACGAGUCCGAGCUCGCCGUCGUGCUGGGCAAGACGGCCAAGAACGUGUCCGAGGCGAACGCCAUGGACUACGUCCUGGGCUACACCGCGUGCAACGACGUGUCCAGCCGGACGUACCAGCUGAAUCAGUCGCAGUGGUGCUUCGCCAAGGGGUUCGACGGGUCGUGUCCGUUGGGCCCGACUCUCGUGUCCAAGGACCUCAUCCCAGACCCAAGCAAGUUGAAAAUGCGCGGUCUUUGGAACGGUGACGUUCUCCAAGAGAGCGGUAUCGACGAUCUCAUCUUCAGCGUCCCAAAGAUCAUCAGCUUCUUGUCGCAGAGCACGACCCUGCCCGCCGGCACCGUCAUCAUCACCGGCACGCCCGCCGGCGUGGGCCUGGGCCGCAAGCCCAAGGUGACGCUGAAGGACGGCGACGAGUUCAGGGUCGAGAUCCUGCCUCACAUCGGCACGCUCGUCAACGCCUUCCAGAACGAGGGUGUGACUGCCGUCGGGCAGUGA
Colletotrichum higginsianum IMI 349063 is the source of this 909-nucleotide messenger RNA. Its product is annotated as Fumarylacetoacetate hydrolase. The transcript has 6 exons. Lineage: Eukaryota; Fungi; Ascomycota; Sordariomycetes; Glomerellales; Glomerellaceae. The record is from RefSeq and is a predicted model, not a curated record. The coding region runs from base 1 to 909 and encodes 302 amino acids. Gene Ontology annotation, molecular function: acetylpyruvate hydrolase activity.